Messenger RNA from Porites lobata, 3800 nucleotides. The record is from the annotation of a GenBank genome assembly. NCBI's taxonomy places the organism in Eukaryota, Metazoa, Cnidaria, Anthozoa, Scleractinia, Poritidae.
CGUCAAGUAAUGUAAUAAAUGUGAAGCCAGCGCCAAGUGAAGGUAAGAAAUUCUGGUUGUUUCUGUAGAAAUUUACGAAAUGGGCCGCACUUAGAUGCAGAACCUUGUUCUUCAGUAUUGACACGCAGCUUAUUUUAUUUCUCAUGAGGCAAAACUCUAAUUCAGCCUUGAUAUUUGAUUCUAGUAUUUAAGAUGCAGAUUUAAACAAGACCAUAAAGCUGUUCAAAUUAUUUAUUUGCGAGUUGAAGAAAUAUCUAAGUACAAAACAUAUCGAAGGAAGAUUUUUUGGGUGCCACUCACUUUAGUCCUUUUGUUUUAUAAGAGGGGUUGUUCUUUUUACCAACAGCCCCGUAACAAGCCUAAUUUUGCAACGGUUACUUAUUGCUCAACGCAAAGACAGAGAAACUUGUAAAAAUAGACCUGACAAGCUUCGAGAGGAACAGUUUUCCAAAAUAUUCAGUUCAGCCACCAACCGGUCACUAGGUUUCAUGUCACUUAUAACGACUGCAAAUUACCGAAGUUUUCCUUUUGUGCACCGAAUAUCUCUCCUGCAAAACAAUCGAUUGCGGCAUUUUUUUUAAAAUCUAUCGUAAAUGUAUCCAAAUUAAAAAAGAUCAAUUUUGUUUCUAUUUUCUUUGUAGCAGAGUUGGGGUGAGACUGUCAUCUAUUUCUAGUAAUUUCUGUUCUAUUUUUUUUCUUUUGUCAACAAAAACUUCAUUGGAACCGUUCAGCAUUUUUUAACCAUUAGAUCGUUAAUUUUCUAUUUCUGGCACGGAAGCUCCAAUAAAGCAAAUUCAAUAAUCCCAUGCACACUAUAUGGUAAAAAGCAUGCCCACCAUGACUCAAUUAUUUGUAGAAUCGAUAACUUUAUGACGGUUUAGCUAGCCAACCAGAAGUUACAGCUUUGACGUGAGUUGUGCUAUUAAACUAACUUUAAUUCGACCUGCUUUUAGACCCACUCAGAAUUAUCAGAACUGUUGAACAAUGAGUUCGAUGAGCUCCGCUUCUGUGCCUUCGAAGCCCAAAAAGAAGGACAAGGAAAAGAAAGGUAAGGAGAUUGAAUCGAUAUUAAUAUAGGAUAACGGUGGUGCUUUUGGAAUCGAUUGGAUCGAUUGGAUCACAGUGAGACAAGACACGAAUAUGUUGUCCGUGCAAGUUUUGAAAUCUUCGAUAUGUUAAUUCAUAUCCCCCAUCACCUCGAUCAUGCAAGUGCCAAUAGUUGGGCCAUCGAGCUAAUAACAUGACGGUUAAAUACGAGGAAUAUUGAAAAAAAAGGAAGUUCAAAUAUAUCUGACUGCUAGUAGUUCGAGGUAUUCCCUUUUUAAAGAAUCCAGUACGGUACACAACGAAAAUACAAGGAUAUUGGCUUAAGAAAAAUUAUAAGAAUAUUUAGCAUAGUCAAGGCUCUACUUGCUACUACUCUCGUAAGCCACCAGGUCUAGUUGAGACCACCAUUGAGAGAACCGGAUUGCAUUAUGUCUUAAACUGUGCGAUAAAAGGCUCUCACAAGCGAUCGCAUCCUUGAGAGACGGCGACUGCUUAUGUGAAUUAGCGUCUUGUCUCUUCCUUUAAGCAACCAAAUAGUCAGCACUUUUGAAUAAAAGCAUUUACUUCUAGAUCAAAUUUGGGGUAUCAGCAUAAACCGGAAGGGCUAAUGGUCCGUUCACGUCGAAUGUGAUACGUAAAAAAAAAAAUUUUCAUAUUGUUUUACCCGGAUAGAUUGGCAAUUAACAAAUAUGCCAAGCUAUUUGCUAAAAGCUCUCAUAAGCAACUGCCCUCUGGUGAGAAGUUUAUUACAUGAUCCCUUACCCCUUUACGAGAACUCAUUCUCGAUUAGCUUUGUGAGGAUUUCAUCCAUUCUAAAAGAAAAAGAACAGUAUUAUCUCGCCCGUCGGGAAAUUGCAAAUUUAUGCAAUAGGCAUUCCGUUUAUGGCGUACAACACACUGAGGUUGAGUCACAACGUGUCUUAGGAGUAUACAUUGAUAGAUAUAUUGCGAAACCAUUCACACCCUGGACGACGGAAAUUACGCCGAAGAACUCAGCAAGUUUAGCAACAGCUCGAAAAUAUCUAUCUACCCAAUAUCGAUAACAAUGCAAGCAUCAAUCAGCUACUUAGUUGUUGCGGUAGUAUUUAGAACAACUGUAGCCAAACCCACCUACAUGAAACUCCAAAAACGCUGCGCUCGAUUACUUUUGAAAUGCUACAAUUAAUCAAUAGUAAAUGAUUUUAUUUUAACCAUUUGUGAUAUUAUAUACCGCUUAAUUAGAAUUCAGUACUUUCCCUUCGUUCACAGAGAGUAAAAAAGAGAAGAAAGAAAAAACCAAAAAGAAAGACUCGAAAAAGGAGGAAAAAAGUGUUGUGAAUGAAGCUGGUAACCAAACCCAGACUGCAAAACCAAAAAAGAAGUUUGGGAUUCGAUUUAAAGCCAAGAAAUCCAAAAAGACAGAUGGUUCGUUGAGCGGAGAUUCAGCUUAUUCCAGUAACAGCGCUGCAAGUUUGCCUCAAGGAGCGAAUGAAUCCAAAGAAUCAUCUACGGUAGAAUUGACUGAACCUUCUGAGAAGUCACAAGAAGAUGUUCUAUACGACCAAGAAGUGCACGUAAUUGACACUCCAGAAAGCCCCGAUGUCGUCCAAGCAACCUUCACGGAAGAUAGCAGUGAAACAGUGGUAAACGUAACGGAUGUAAGUGAUCCUUGGUCAAAAGAAGGCAAAGUUGUUAAGGAAGAGCAGCCUAACAUGAUGGAGGAGCCAGUGAAUAGCCCAGAACAGACAACAGCUCUUGACCCAAACAAGACUCAAUCGCCUGAGUUUGAAUCACAGUCGUCUGGGAUGUUAAUCGAAGCAAACAAGAGCAUGGAUGCGAGUUCUUUCGAAAAACCAAAUGUAGAGCAAAACGAAGAUGUAACAUCUACAUUUAAAGAUAAUGAGGAUGAUAGUCGCGUUUUAUCCCCCAAAUCUGGGCGUAUCUUGAAAGUAAACGCAAUAAUCACAGAAGAAGAGAAGGAGGACGGUGUGAUAUCAGCAGAAAUUUCUAGCGUUGAAGACAUCAUCAGAGAGAAGAAAGAAACAGACGACAAUGGAACACUUAAAGAAAAAGAAGUGGAGGAAAGUAUCAGCUCUACAGUCAAGGAACAGUACUUUUCGCAGCUUGAUGGUUCUCAUGACAGUGAAAAGCAAAAUGAAUCUUCCAUGAGUAAAGAGGUAGAGUCCCCCGAGCACCCUGAGGAACAACAAGUGGAGGAGCAAAAAGAGCUGCAGAAAGAUGACUCUGUGGAAGAUGAAAAUGUGGCGGACGAGGACGUCAGUGAGAAAACAGUGAGCAUCGAAAGCAUAACUGUAGAAGAUAACUCUGUCAGCCUUCCAGAGAAAUCUGGUCAAACUGCGCCCUUAGAAUUCCUGCACAACUUAAAAGGAGCUUUUGAAGAUUCCAAGGUAAAUGACUUGGGAGAACACAGCGCUGGCAUUAGAGAGCCAAUCGUUUCCGCCUACAAGGAAGGUGAAGUUGCAGCGCAAGAUUAUUUCCAAGAAAAAGAAGUGCAAGAAAAGGCUCCAGAGAGUAAUGAAGAGAAAGCCGUUCAUCCCAAUAAUCUGCAGGUUUAUGGUCGACAUGACAGCCACGAUGACCUUACGAAGAAAGAUCAACAAGUGCUGCAAGAAAAUGGUAAAAAUGAAGAGGUCAAGCCUGAAAAGCCCAUGAAACCCAGUUCUGACUACGAAGAAAGAUCAGAAGAGGAAGACGUACUGGUAACCAAGAAAAGGAAGUCAGCAUUAAGUCUGUUUUGGUGCUGCUUUGCAUGA